Ochotona curzoniae (black-lipped pika) is the source of this 508-nucleotide messenger RNA. It is a transcript of the gene TMSB10, whose product is annotated as thymosin beta 10. Gene Ontology annotation, molecular function: actin monomer binding. Gene Ontology annotation, cellular component: cytoplasm. Lineage: Eukaryota; Metazoa; Chordata; Mammalia; Lagomorpha; Ochotonidae. Bases 109 to 243 code for a protein of 44 amino acids. Gene Ontology annotation, biological process: regulation of cell migration; actin filament organization. The record is from RefSeq and is a predicted model, not a curated record. The transcript has 3 exons.
CGGUGUAUAUAAGGCGAGGGGCUGGCGCCGCUCUUUUGUCUCUUGCUGCAGCGACUGAGCGGAUCGCCAGGACCCGGGCUCGGAGCAGGAACUCGAGGGUGUAAGAAAAUGGCAGACAAACCGGACAUGGGAGAGAUCGCCAGCUUCGAUAAGGCCAAGCUGAAGAAGACCGAGACGCAGGAGAAGAACACCCUGCCGACCAAAGAGACCAUCGAGCAGGAGAAACGGAGCGAGAUUUCCUAAGAGUCUGGGAGGAUUCCCCCUACCCACCCUCCCCCAUCGACUUCGAAGACCCCAAGGCGUGAUGUGGAAGACGAGGCACCUGCAAAAUGGACGCGAGCCACAAGCUGCACUGUGAACCCGGGCACUCCGUGCCGCCGCCACCGGCCUGUGGGUCUCUUAACGAGACCCCCCCAACUAAUCGGACUGCCAAAUUCCUCUGGUUUGCCCUGGGAUAUUAUAGAAAAUUAUUUGUAUGAUGAGUAAAAAUAAAACACACCUCGUGGCA